AAGCGUUAAGUUUCUCCUUUCUGAGUCAGUGCUGCGCGGUCCACCUUUCUCCACCUUCCGGUGUGGGCGUCACUACGAACCUUAAAUCCCAGCAGCCGGCCCUCCGCCCCGCGUAAAUCCAGACGUCGCCGUUACAGGAUAGACCUCUAAAGACUCAUGUUGUCUGAGGAAGAAGCCCUUAAGAGGCGAAAGAGGAAAGAACUGGAGUCUGCAAUGGCUCUUUCUCAGAAACAGUUGACGUUCAAGGAUGUGGCCAUAGAAUUCACUCAGGAGAAGUGGGAAUGCCUGGACCCUGCUCAGAGGGCCUUGUACAGGGACAUGAUGGUGGAGACCUACAGGAACCUGCUCUCCCUGGGAACCAGCCAGAUGGGAAUACUCCAGAUUCCCAGCCUCAGUGUCAUCCUCAGUUGUCCUCAGUGAUCACUGGGUACAAUGACCGUUA
Eubalaena glacialis (North Atlantic right whale) is the source of this 442-nucleotide messenger RNA. RefSeq names its product zinc finger protein 480-like. Lineage: Eukaryota; Metazoa; Chordata; Mammalia; Artiodactyla; Balaenidae. The transcript has 4 exons. The record is from RefSeq and is a predicted model, not a curated record. Gene Ontology annotation, biological process: regulation of DNA-templated transcription. The coding region runs from base 157 to 420 and encodes 87 amino acids.